AUGAAGAGACCUAGAGAAGAAGAUUCUUUUGCUUACAUAAAAUCUGUUCAAAAAACACCAAAAUACCAUGAAUUCCUUCAAGUGAUGAAAGAAUACAAGUCCUCGCCAACUUACGACACCACCAAUGUGGAGUUCGUAACUACAAGGAUCAAGGAAAUCUUUAGAGAUCAUUCAAACCUUAUUCAUGGAUUUAACAUGAUAUUCUUGCCUGAAGAACAUGCAAUUGAAGACGAUUUUUGUGCUGAUCAGCAGAAUAGGGUUUUGAAAUCUACAAAAAGGGUUGAAGCAGAAGACUCCAAUAAGGCGAUGUCUUUAUAUGAAGGUGAUUAUUAUCGAAACUACAGAUUCUUUGAGAAAGUCAUGAGGAAGGAGAGGUUUACAAAUCCUGAUGAUUGCAAGAAAUACUUGAAGUGUCUUUAUCUUUAUAGCAAAAAGAGAAUUUCAGAAGGUGAAUUGAAAGAUAUGGUUGGUGGUUUGCGGCAAUAUGGAUGUGUCGCGUUUCCAAGAACAGCGAAUAAUGAUAAAGUGCAGCAAGAACCCCAAAAGGAUGAAAGGGAGAUAGGUUCGGAGUCUCCAGUGCAGAAAGAACCCCAGACGGAUGAAAGGGAGAUAGGUUCUGAAUCUCCAGCAUCAAAAUUGGAGGAACCCAUGAUUGACCGUCUCAUGAAGUGCGAAAAAGAUAACCCAAGUUAUCAGCUUUCGACUGAGAGAAUUUCAGCUAGCGGAAGGACGGAACUUGGAGUUGCAGUACUGAAUGAUUCUUGGGUUUCUGCAGAGAGUAGUACCACAGGUGGUGAUACAUACCGUUGCAAGAAAAAUGCUUACGAAAAGAACCUGUUUAUAUUCGAAGAUGACAGAUGCGAACGCGAUAGGCAGUUUGAGUUGGUUAAAGGUACUAUUCAGAUUGUCCAGGAAUUGGAAGGAAAUAUUGCGGAUGACAAAGUCAGCCCGGAAAGUAUAAGCUUCGAGGAUCACUUUAAAGUGCUACAGCUUGGGUGCAUUAAAAGAUUGUACAAUGAAUCUUGGCAGGAUGUUGUGGAUGCGUUAAGGAAGGAUGCAAAAUCUGUAUUUCCUGGUAUAUUAACUCAAUUGCAGGAAAAACUAAAGGAGGCCACAAGUCGUCUGUCAGUAACUUACAAAAAGAAAAUGAAUGCAGUUUAUUCAAAGAACUUCAGAAAAUCUCUGGAUUACGGCAACUCCUCCGGUGGCGAGCAGCAGGAAACAACGAGUUCUAAAGACGAUGCAUCUACUUCUUGUUGUCCGAAUCUUUUAGCUGAGCCAACAACAUAA
Messenger RNA from Papaver somniferum (opium poppy), 1290 nucleotides. RefSeq names its product paired amphipathic helix protein Sin3-like 3. Gene Ontology annotation, cellular component: histone deacetylase complex; chromatin. The transcript has a single exon. NCBI's taxonomy places the organism in Eukaryota, Viridiplantae, Streptophyta, Magnoliopsida, Ranunculales, Papaveraceae. The record is from RefSeq and is a predicted model, not a curated record. Gene Ontology annotation, molecular function: transcription corepressor activity. Bases 1 to 1290 code for a protein of 429 amino acids. Gene Ontology annotation, biological process: negative regulation of transcription by RNA polymerase II.